This is a messenger RNA of Triplophysa rosa, 3560 nucleotides long. RefSeq names its product F-box and WD repeat domain containing 5 (gene fbxw5). Gene Ontology annotation, molecular function: protein binding. Lineage: Eukaryota; Metazoa; Chordata; Actinopteri; Cypriniformes; Nemacheilidae. Gene Ontology annotation, cellular component: SCF ubiquitin ligase complex; Cul4-RING E3 ubiquitin ligase complex. Gene Ontology annotation, biological process: protein ubiquitination. The record is from RefSeq and is a predicted model, not a curated record. The transcript is spliced from 10 exons. Bases 184 to 1995 code for a protein of 603 amino acids.
UUAUACGUCGUCGGUCUGCCAAGCGCUGCAUGCAUGCAGUCGUAAACACAAACAAUUGCAGCCUAGCAAUAGUGCUAGUUGCUUGCUCUAUUGGAGUUGAAGCAAAUUAAGGAUGAUAUAUUUUCCGUAGCUUUAAUUUUACAACUUUAUUACACAAACUGUGGCGUUUGGCAGGAUGUCAGGAUGGCGAGUGGCCCUGGCUUGCCGGACAGCCUGGUGCUGGAGAUCUUCUUGCAUCUUCCUCACAGAGCGGCGCUGAACGCUGGGCUCACCUGCCGUCAGUGGUUUGCUGUGUCACGGGACGAGUUCCUCUGGAAGGAGCUUUUUUACAGCUACUACCGCAUCCCACGCUCAGUGCCACGCCACCCAGCCGCUUUGUCAUGGUACAGGGAGUUCAAGCGGCUAUAUGACUGUAUCCCGUGUGUGGAGGUUCAGACUUUGAAGGAGCAUCAUGAUCAGGUCUUGCAUCUGGCCUUCUCUCACCGUGGACACCGCUUCUCCUCCUGUUCCAAAGACUGCACUGUUAAGCUUUGGGACACAGAGUGUCCAGAUGGCACCAUCUCUUUGGUUCAUAGCUCCAGCAUGCGACAGUUUAACUGGGGUUACACUCAGUUCUCCCAGUUUAACGCUGAUGACACACUCCUGCUGGUGUCAGGGGUUUACCUGGGCCCACAUCACUCCUCCUCCGGCGAGAUAGCAGUCAUUAGUUUAGAGAACUACACCCUGCUGUCUCGCGUAAGAAACAAGCCCUAUGACGUGUUCGGCUGCUGGCUGAAUGAGACUCACCUCAUCUCUGGUAACCUGCAUUGGAUUGGCAACAUGACCUCCUGUUCUGUUCUUUGGCUCAACAAAGCCUUCCAGGACAUCGAGUCGGAAAACGUGAACGUGGUGAAGCGUCUCUUCAAGAUCCAGAACAUCAACGCCAGCACCAUUCGCACAGUGAUGGUGGCCCACUGCCGCCGUCACGACUCGCCGGACCUGCUGCUGGACUAUGAAGCUCAGUCACAGGCUCAAGCCCAGCAGACGCAACAUCACCAGCCUCUGCUCUUUGAUCUGGGGAACACAGAUAGUGAAGACGAGAAGGAAGAUGAUGAGGACAGCAUGGAUGAAGAGCGAAGAGACUACAGAGUCUCUGGACAUUUUCCCUCAUACAACCCAUCUGGGAUGCAGCGUGUUAUACAUGGUCGUCAGAAGACAGGAGCUCGUGAGCGGGAGUUGGAGGCACAGGUGGCCCGACUGAUGGGUAGCAGCCACACCAAAGCUCCUAAUCCAAACCUGGUGUCUCCAUCUGCCGCAGGAGAAGGAGAGGACAAGACCUACCUCCUCUUCACCACCGGCAGCCUCACCUACUCCCCUCACCAGAUAGGUAUCAAACGGAUAAUGCCUGAUCAGAUGACUACGUGCGGGCCUGUUUUGGGAGAGGAACGCAGCACAGAGUUCUUUGAUUCGCUGGAUCAUGUGAUCGACAUACAUGGUCACAUCAUCGGCAUGGGUCUGUCACCUGACCACAGGUACUUGUAUGUGAACAGUCGAGCGUGGCCGGUGGGCUGCGUGAUAUCAGACCCCAUGUCUCCUCCACCAAUCGCAGAAGAGAUCGACCUGCAUGUGAUUGAUCUGAAGAGUCUGAGAGAGGAGCGCCGGAGCCUUCGAGCCCACCGGGCAUUCACUCCUAAUGAUGAAUGCUUCUUUAUCUUCCUCGAUGUCAGCCGGGACUUUGUUGCCAGUGGCGCAGAGGACAAGCACGGUUACAUCUGGGACCGGCACUACAACAUCUGUCUGGCACGUCUGCAGCACGAUGACGUGGUCAACUCUGUGGCCUUCAGCCCAGCUGACCAGGAGCUGUUGCUGUCCGCCAGCGAUGACUCCACCAUCAAAGUGUGGCGCUCGCCACGCAUGGUGCGGCUAAGCCAGAGCCCCUCGCGGCCCCCCAGGGCUCGCAAACUUCUCUCCUCCCUGCUCGCCCACAGAAGUGCUCAUUUGAACGGUAAACCCUGACCUGAGGUCUGGCGGACGUCACAUGACGGAAGUCACAGAGGCUUUGUAUGAAGACACUCAUGAAUGAAUUAGGUCAAAAACUGUCAAGAAUGUUUGACUUCCAGAACAAGGAUACAAGUGUUUCCAGUGGCCCACUAGCAGGGCGCACCGUGACCACACGUCUGUUUGAUAGGUGAAUAGGAAUUGGGCUUUUCUGUUUCGAGAGUUGUUGCUGGAAACCGAAAAUUUGUGGCCAGAUGUGCAUAUUAAGUAAAGAUCACAUUUUUGUGUAUGUGUGAUGUACAGUCGUGGGUCGUCUGCACAUUUGUACUUGACCAUUUUAUUUUGGCUGUUUUUUCUUUGUUCUUUAUUGUUAGAUGUAGACUGAUCUUGACAACACGGUAACUGUUUUGGACUAGAACAAAAAAAGAACAUGUAUGGUCUGAAUGUUCAAGUACCCACCAAUAGGAAGGAAAUCAAAACUCAAUUGUGCUUGUUCUGUGGUCCAGUGUAGCUGGUAAGCCCUAAUUUAACUUAUGGAAAGACGAUUAAAAUGAUUACGGUUAUGGAAUGAAAAUGCAGAUGUUUACUUCUGAGGAGCCCAGUCCAUGCUUUAUUUGGUUAUUGUGUCCUUUAUGUUGUGUGGGGUUUUUAGAAAUCAUAAAUAUAGUUGACAGUUGUAAUAUUUCCCCCAAAACCAUCCUGAGUUUCACCAUGUUACCUGCAGAAGCAUUUUUCUCAGAUGUUUAUAUUUCAACUUGAAAUCAGUUAAAAAAACAUUAGGCUCAUUAGGAUUUUGUGACAUUAUUUUCAUAACUAAGCAAAUACACUUGAAUGCAGCAUCUUUUUUAAUUGGAGGUAUUUACACAUCACUGUAUUAUUAUAUAUAUAACUGCCUUUAUUUAUACUUUAAUAAUCAUUCUUACAAUGAUAAGAAUAUAUUACCAUUCAGAAUAUUACAUGUAAAGGAAAAUACAACAUUGCAAAAAAUCCGGCCCUAAAGUUCAUAUUUAUUUUUUCUGUCUUAUAUUUGAUAUUUGUCUUGAGUAUAUUUUUUGAGGUAAACACAAAUAUGAACUAUAAAUUGCAUACAGUGAAGUUUAUACUGUAUAUACCAGCUCCUGUACAUCAUUGGAACUCUAUGCAGAAUCAGGGGUGCUUUGCAGUUUAAACCCAUAAACAGCAUCCCUUUAUAUUAUAGAUAUUCAACAGAGGUGCUCGUUUCUAACCUCAGAUGUUCAUCCCUUAUGUGUAGGAUGUCUGCAUGUGAAGCUCAGGUCUACAGUAAUAUCCGUUACUUGGUUAUGGUUGUGUAUUACCUGUGGAAAUUUUUUUCUUUUGGUCCCUUAAGAUUUUAUUUGUGCACGCCAGGCAAGUUUAAUUUUACCUCAUUCAAUUGAGUUUGGACCACAGUGCCCAGCAGAAACUCUAGUUGUGAGUGGAUCAUUGGCAGUUGUUUUGUUUUAAAUGGACUGGUUACCUCUGUCUUCGUGACAUGAGGCUUGAACUUCUAGUACAUCGAGUUGCCCCUUGCAUUGGGUAUUGUGGUGUAGAAUUAGUUUGAUCCAUUAAACCUUUUUCUUUUA